ACCUGAUUGGCCAGGACGCGCGCCCGGGCCACGCCCCUCCCGAGGACCCCCCCCCCUCUCCUCCCCUCUCUCCCGCCCGACGGGCGUCUCCCGCCGCUGGACGGAACCGCUACAGCCUGCCUGCCCCUCUCCUCCUCCGGUGGGGCGACGGGGCCGAGAUGGGCCGAGACCCCAAGUGACCCCGUGGGCAAGGAGAACGGACCAUGGCCACCUUCCUGGCGGCCCAGAAGGCCCAUUCGCUGCUCCGGCGCCGCCUGCCCCGAGCCAAUGCGUUCCUGGAGGAGUUCCGGCAGGGCACCCUGGAGCGUGAGUGCCUGGAGGAGAUUUGCAGCUUCGAGGAGGUCAAGGAAGUGUUUGAGAACAAGGAGAAGACGAUGGAGUUCUGGCGUGGCUACGCUUUCUCGGUCAAGGAUCCUGGCAGCAGUGAGGGCUCCGGCCGCUCGGACGCCAUGUACGUGGCGGUGCCCCUGCUGGGGGUGGCCCUCCUCAUUGUCAUCGGCCUCUUCAUCAUCUGGCGCUGCCAGUUGCAGAAGGCCACACGCCACCGGCCCUCCUAUGCCCAGAGCCGCUACCUCGCCAGCCGCGGGGGGAGGGGGCUGCCCCGUGUGAUGGUCUACCGCGAGGCCUCCCAGCAUGGCCACGGCGAGGCCCACGGGGCUCGGGAGCAUAGGGACGCUGGUGUCACCAGCACUGGUAGCCGAGGGGGGCCUGGUGAAGGCCGGUGGGGGCAGAGGGCCCCCGGCCCCUCGGACAGCUCCCUGCGGCCCCCCUCUCUCCCUGCCCCAACUCGACUGUCCAGUGCCACCCCUCCCCCAUCCUACGAAGAGGUGACCGGACAGCCAGUGGUCAGCAGCGGGGGCAGCGGGAGCAGCAGCGCUUGCGAAGAGCCCAGCCUCUCUUACAGUGACCCACCCCCCAAAUACGAGGAGAUCGUCGUUGCUGUUGCUGCUGCAAAGUAGCUGUGUGGACGAGCUAUCAGGACUCACCAGCCAGUGCCCCCACGGAGCAGCCUUAUUGCCUCCUUCGCCAGGAACCCACUGAUACCCGGCCCCCUUUGCUUGUGGGACAGCACUGAACACAAGAGAGGACUGAGAUGUGCAUUCUGCACCUCCAGGCGUCAAGCAGAGGACCCUGAGUUGCGAGACAGUGGCUUCUCAGGAGGCAGCAGUCUCUCUCUCUCUCUCUCUCUCUCUCUCUCUGCGGGGCUUGAGAGGAGGCUACCUCCAGGACCAGGCCUUCCAGCCAUCAGACUUGCAUACAGAUAGGGCUUCUCAUCAUGAGGGCCAAGGGACAGUGCAGGAGGUCUGUCCUGUUCUCCACUUUGCAUUUGAGAGGCAGGAGGAGGGUUUGUUGGUCCUGGCAAGUGUGAGUCCGUCCUGGGGAGGCUGAGGACUGCUCCUUCUCCACUACCUUUGCCUCCUCAUCCUUCACUCUACACUUCCCUUGGCCUGCUGCUCAUAUCCCUUCCCCUGGGUUGCUUUGUCUCCUUCCCUCCCUCCCCAGGGAUGUCCUUCUGCCUCCCCCUCAGCACCACUCAACCUCCCCAUCCAAAGAAGGCCCUCUCCCUCCCUCCGUUUGUCAUUAUCUAUAUGGCAAGGCUCCCCCACUCAGAAAAAGGCUGCUUACAGACACAUCCCUGGUCUUGCCUGCACAUUACCAAGGCCGCUCUGGGCUCCUCCUCCACCAAACCCCCUCCUCCCCAAGGGCCCCCAAGGCAAUGGAGCUGGACCAGGUUACGACCUGGCCCUGGACCCCAUGUGUCCCCACCUUCCACACACACACACACACACACACACACACAGACAUACGCAGAUGCUGUCACACAGAGACACCUCCUUUUCAAGGGUGCUAAGCCAGAUAAUAUCUGUGGUCUCUUGUUGUGUGCUGCUUUGUUGUAUUUAUACAUUUUGUUUAAACCAAGAGAAAUUGUGAUUUCAAAUGGGAGCCGGGUGGGUUAUUCCUUGCAUGGGCCAGAGACGUGGUGCUGAGAGCAAGUGGUGCAACUGGGGGUGGAGGGGUGGGGAGGAGGUGUUAUUUUCUCCACCAACACGUGCUAACUCACAGAUUGCCCCUUUGCCAUUGAGAAGACCCCACAGAUCUCUCUCUCUGGGGAGACAGUCUCCCCUUUCAAUGUGCUGCUUGUCUGCCAAAUUGGGGAGUGGGUUCAUUCUGUGUUGGGGUGCUACUUUCACACGCCGUUUGUCCUCCCUUGGGGUCAGAUGGGCAAACCCAAAGCUGGGCUAGGAUGUGGGGCUUCUUGACAUCUGCGGCCAAUUUCAAAACAAAAUAUGGAACCGGUUUGCACAGUUGG
Molecule: messenger RNA, 2311 nt
Organism: Anolis carolinensis (green anole)
Lineage: Eukaryota; Metazoa; Chordata; Lepidosauria; Squamata; Anolidae
Gene: prrg3
Product: proline rich and Gla domain 3
Exons: 4
Coding region: 204-959 (251 amino acids)
Cellular component (GO): extracellular region
Molecular function (GO): calcium ion binding
Source: RefSeq, a predicted model, not a curated record